AUGCCGCCCGGCCUGGACCUCCAGGAAAGCAGAAAAGGGACGAUAAUCGGCGUGGCCGUGGCGCUGUGGUGUUUGGCGCUGCUGGCGGUAGCGUUGCGGGUGCUCAGUCGCAGGAUCAAGGGAACCAAGUUGUGGCUGGACGACUGGUUGAUAUUCGCUGCGCUGCCAUUCUCUACCACCCAGGUCUUUGUCAAUGUUGGCUACGGAACCAGCAAGGGACUCGGCCACCAUCUGUGGGCAACGCCACCAGACUCGCUGUACGCCUAUUCCAUCGAUCUCUUCGUCUCCCAGUGCGCGUUUGCCGGAGUCGUCGUGUGCUUCAAGCUGUCCAUCCUGGCCCUGUACUGGCGCCUGUUCCACUUCCAGCGGUUUAUCAAAGCCCUCAUCUGGGCCUUGGCCAUGGUCAUUCUUCUCUGGGGAGCACUGGUUAUGCUGCUUGCCACGCUCCAGUGCAAUCCGACCCGUGCGCUAUGGGCCAGAUACGACCCGGUCAACCCCCUUCCUCGCGACCAGUACUACUGCCGCUUCGCCGAGAGGAACUUCCUCCUCUUCACUUCUGUGCCUACUCUUGUCACGGACAUCAUCAUGCUGAUUCUUCCUAUCCCGUACAUCUGGAAGCUCAAGCUGCCGAGGUCGAAGCGCUACGGCGUUCUCGCGACCUUCUGCCUCGGUUCCUUUAUUCCUGCCGUCGCCAUCGUGAGGAUAAUUUUCAUUGCGCAGGGGAACUUUGUAGGUGUCGACAUUACGUGGAACUUUCCGCUGAUGAUGCUCCUGUCUGUUGCUCGGGUCAACGUGGGAAUCUUGUGUGCAUGCCUGCCGUUGAUACUGCCGGUAUUGUCAGCCAUCAACCGCCGCGUCCGGAGCAGGCACGCUCCCAGCCAGCGCCACGGAGCAGCACAUGCAGCCGCCCAAGCCAACGACGGCGCGCCCUGGCCACACACCAUCGGCAGCCCGUGCGGCCCCCCCUGCAAGGCCUGGCUCAGGAGCGACGUCAGCUCCCACGACGCCGGCUCGCACCUCGACGCGGACUCCUCCGACAGGCGUCCAUGCAGGCACGGCAGCGACACGAUAGAGCUCCCGCCCCUGGCCGCCACCGAGCAAAGCGCCAAGCGUUGA
This is a messenger RNA of Ustilaginoidea virens, 1116 nucleotides long. RefSeq lists its product as uncharacterized. The transcript is spliced from 6 exons. NCBI's taxonomy places the organism in Eukaryota, Fungi, Ascomycota, Sordariomycetes, Hypocreales, Clavicipitaceae. The record is from RefSeq and is a predicted model, not a curated record. The coding region runs from base 1 to 1116 and encodes 371 amino acids.